UGACUUACUGUACAUGCAACGCCGCGUCAGUGGCUGUUGGAUUUUGGAUUUCGACAUAGAAAUACACAUAUUCUAAGAACACCGCCAUAAAUAAUUUGGGAAAAGAGUGACGUAACUUAUUCAUUGUUAUUAUUCAGCGAUGGGGCGGUCAUGGAAGCUGUGCCGCUUCAGUGUGGCUGUGUUGGUUGUGGUGGUGCUGGCCCAGCUUGCGGCAGUCGCAGCACCAGGCUGGCUUAUCGCCGUGGAGGGAAACCAUGAGACGCACAUAGGCCUUUUCUACAAAGUCCGGUGCGAGACGUUGAACGAGAACCGCUGCCAGACAAUUUCCUUCAGGGACGAGUACGUUAGGGACACCAGGCGUAAAGCUGAGCUCGGCAGGAAAACAAUCGCCGCUUUAGACUACAACUACAACGUCGCUGUGUGGCGGCAGGUGCUAUUGACGUCGGCCGUUGGCUGCUCCCUAGUCGCGCUUCUCGUGCAGCUUGGUCGUCGGGUGGUCGACAAAAGGCAUGUGCGCAUCAUCAUCCUCUCCAUAGCCCUCAUCGCCCUCUCAGCCGGGCUGAUGCUUUCGGUGACGUCUAGCUACAUCGUGGAUUGUAUGUACCAGAUGGAGCUGUUGUCCUUUGACACCCCCAGGGACCACACGUACCUCGCUUUCCCCUACUCCAUCGCCCUGGCCCUUGGAUCCGUCCUCCUCCAGUUCAUAGGCAUUCUCGUCCUCGGGGCUCACAUCUUUGAGCCCAAGGUCACAAUAGUCAAAAAAACACGCAGAAUGAGUAUUUCGACCGUGGAGCCCGGCUACACAGAAAAAAAACCGCAGCCACCUCCACCGGCAGUUAAAGCCUCUGAGCAGAAUAUUCCGCCUGCUGCCAUGAUAACAACAGCAACUAGCGCCCCAAAAGCGCCAACAAAAGUAGAGUCAACUCCUUUGAUGAAGACAACUGUUAAUGUGACCAGCUCUCGAAUAAACCCACCGCAACGCAAGGGCGAUACUAGCAACAUAUUGUCGGAAAAGCUUUAGAAUGCAAGCGAAUAUACAUUUAUGUGAGAUUUUUGCUUUGACAUAAUUUAAAAUGACACUUGCCACAAAGGAAAUGAUUAAAGUGAGCGAGAAAUUAAAAUAUCAAACGGAAUGCAUUUAGUGAUUUUAUCAAUCAAACUAUAAAUCAGCCCUGUGUACGAGUAAGAAAAUCAUAGAUCAUACUAUAUAAAUGAUCAACUGCCAUCGGUUUUGAUGUUUAAUCUUAAAUCUCAAAAUUAUCAUUGACACGUCCUUGUAAAGAGGCUCUUAAGGAAUAGUAGACACAUGAAGCAAAUCUAAGUAAGUCUCGUCAACACAACAUAUAAACAGUCGAUGAUAAAAUAGCAAUCAAUGCCAGCCACAAACGUACGUGAACAUCAUUUUAUCACGCACGUGGUUAACAACAGAGGAAUAAGGUACAACGAAAGUUACACUGUAAAUUUAUCAAAGAUAAAAAAAAAUCUCAUUUAUAUAAUAAAACAACGAUACACAUAUAUGUUCAAUUCUUUGCUGUUUUCUUAAAGUGCUAUUCGUUUGUUGACACGAGAUAAAGGUGUAUUACACAUCCUAGACCAACAUCCAACGUCUGACAUUCACUGCGGAAUAAUUGAGAAACCCUUGCCAUUUCACCUGACACACCGUCAUAAGUUGUGCAUUUCCCGACGCCAAGAAUGACACGUAGGUUUCUGUUCUGAACCGCAUUGAUGCUUGAAGAGUUUACAUCCCAGAUAGCUGCAAUGUAAUUGAAUAAGCAAUAGAGCCAUAGUAUGCGCCAUAAGGCAUACCCCAGCCAAGGCAUACCACAGCAAAUUUAACACUUAAUCAUAAGAAGUCCAAGGGCCCUGUCAGCAUUCUAAGGAAAAGGAUAUGAUGAUUGUUCCUGCCACGGAUACAGUUGGUAACUAGUACGUUGUACAUAUUGAGGACGAACGUGAACUAUGUUUCUCUAAGUAUUAUACAGUUUGGUUUGAAGCUAACAGAAGAAUGCCAAUGCAUUUACAUAUAAUUUUGCAAUGUAUGUCAUCUACGAAUGUAUCCAAUAAUAAUGGGAACAUCGUUCAACGUUAUCUUAGACAUGGAGAAAUAAUCUGAACAAAAGAACUGACGGUGUGCGACAUAACAGCUUGAAAUAUUUUACCAGGUAUUCUUAUGGCCUCAUUGAUCCCUAUACAUACGAAUCUUGAAUAAAUGAAUAAAAGCUGCA
Molecule: messenger RNA, 2225 nt
Organism: Mya arenaria
Lineage: Eukaryota; Metazoa; Mollusca; Bivalvia; Myida; Myidae
Exons: 3
Coding region: 140-1021 (293 amino acids)
Source: RefSeq, a predicted model, not a curated record